ACUGGUUAGAGACUCUGAAAGUAAGUGCCGCCUGACGACCGAACAAACCCCCAGACAUAACACUCGUUCAGCGCUAGUGACAGUGGUGCUUUGCUAGACGCGGUCAAAUCGUUGGAACAAGCGUUCUCUGACACCUGCCACCUGGUCACCUUAACAUCAGUUUUCCCGCCCUGGGCAUUGUCCGGGCCCGCCUGAUCCAGUCCCAUUGGGUUGAGGCACCCAACUAUAGACGACCGCGUCUGAUAUACCCUCGCAUUUUGUUUGCGACUCUGUUUCCGGGCCACGACAACGAACCACUCAUUGCACAAUACCGCGUGCAUAGCCGUGGCAACGCACGAUAAAGUCACGACGUUUUUCACUGGAACCUACAUUCAGACGACCGGACGACAGAGGCACGACCUGACGCAACACCUUGACGGCCGGUACAUCACCAGUACCAACAGAAAACAAGUCACCGACCUCGAAGAGGCAAACAAGCCAUCACAAUGUCCUCCCCACGGACACCGCUCCACUCCCCUCACCACUCCCUCGACUUCAAUUCCGCCGCAUCCUUCGGCUCCUACUCGCCGCAACAAGACCGCCGCCAGUCCAAAGCCUCCUCGCUUAACGACUCAUCCAUGGAUCUAGGCAUACCCGGCGUUGGCGGAGGCGGAGGAGGUGGUGGAGGGCUGGGAAACCUUGCCGACGAACUGGCGGGUGCAUUCUCUGACGCCGAGGAUGACUACGACGGGUAUGAGGAGGGCGACUAUGAUGAGGCCGCCGCGGACGAACAAGACCGAGAGGUGAGAACGCCGGGGAUAAACCUCGAGGACACCACCGAGGACGGUCAUGUCAGAGGUGGAGGGAGGAGCGAUGAGGGACUGCCCGAUAGCGGCGUGGACCUGGAGAGUCCGUCGGGCUCCGCCAAGGGCCAUAACAGCAAGGGGAGUCUGGGCUUGCCAAAACCAAACGGACGGAGCCAUCGCCGAAAGGGCAGCGAAUAUGACGGGAGCGAGUACGGCAGCGAAUCAGACCUAGAAUCACCCGGCAUGCCGCCCAAGCUGGUCGAGAAAAUGGAUGAGGUCGAAUCCCUCGCCCGCCGAGGCACAGAAAACAACGGCUCACCGAAUGACGGCGUCUUCAAGCGCGUCACCGAAUGGCUGCGCGACCUAGGCUCUCAAGCCAGCAUUGAAGGUGGCGCAACACGUCUCAUAACCGCCCACACGGCCCUAACAACCCACCUAACCCACCAAACCCGCCAACUGCACAAUCUCACCUUCCCCCUCCUCUCCCCGCUAGUACCCCCACCCUCCGAAGAAACAAUCACCGCUCUCCUACCCAUGCUCCUCUCCCUAGCAGAGCUGAUGCCCCGUCCAUCAACACCGUCCCUUCAAGCCCUCGCAAGCCUGCACUCCUCCACAACCGAGCUGAUCAACACCCUAAACUACCUCUCGGACACGCUGCACAUGUCACGCCAGACCACCACGACCGCGACGCGGCGCCUGAAAUCGGCGCGCGAUCUCGUGGCCGAGCUCCGCCGCGACGAGGAGCUGCGCGAGGAAGGGGAGAGAUGGCUGGCAAGGGGCAACUGGGGCGAGCGGCUCCGCCGGCGUGAGUGCGCGCACGUGUGCGGCGAGGUCGUGGGCGGGUUUGAGAAGGUAUGCGAAGGGUGGCGCGAGAGGUUGGUCCAACUUUCCGGGGCCGAGUCGGCCCAGGCGUAGCGCGUGUACUUGCCUGCUGUGGCAAAGGCUGGAGAUGGCGGGGUGUAGGGUUGCUUGGGGGGUAGACGUGGUGAAGGAGUCGUUUCGAGGUGGUGGUGAGGCAGACGGGUGCUCUCUUUUGCUAGGUGUCAUUUCUUGAUGGAUGGGUGCAUAUACCGUAGGUGCGGCGGUGGAUGCUGGCGUGAUAUAGACUAUACCACUGGUGGCGUUGAAAGGGUUGGAUGGGCUUGUCAUGGGACGGAUACUAGCAGUGACCGUUAUAUCAACCGGGACGAGGUAAUGUCGAUUUGUUGGUUGACUGGCAUAGAGCUGCGGCACUCGAACCUUGCAUCGAGCAUCACGGCGCUCUUUUUGAAGAUAGAUGAGGAAUGAGACUGCAUAUGGUACGGAAC
Parathielavia appendiculata is the source of this 2092-nucleotide messenger RNA. RefSeq lists its product as uncharacterized. Bases 486 to 1700 code for a protein of 404 amino acids. NCBI's taxonomy places the organism in Eukaryota, Fungi, Ascomycota, Sordariomycetes, Sordariales, Chaetomiaceae. The transcript has 2 exons. The record is from RefSeq and is a predicted model, not a curated record.